This is a messenger RNA of Malassezia vespertilionis, 2148 nucleotides long. RefSeq names its product acetolactate synthase (gene ILV2). Gene Ontology annotation, cellular component: acetolactate synthase complex; mitochondrion. Gene Ontology annotation, molecular function: acetolactate synthase activity; thiamine pyrophosphate binding; magnesium ion binding. The record is from RefSeq and is a predicted model, not a curated record. Bases 1 to 2148 code for a protein of 715 amino acids. The transcript is spliced from 3 exons. Gene Ontology annotation, biological process: L-valine biosynthetic process. NCBI's taxonomy places the organism in Eukaryota, Fungi, Basidiomycota, Malasseziomycetes, Malasseziales, Malasseziaceae.
AUGGCGACACAAGGCCGUGGAGCACCGAAAGCUGAGGUGAUCCAGCAAUGGGCUGAUGCGGGCUCCGAAGGCGCGUCAUUUGAGCGCGGUCGGAUCGACGCUGCUGUAAAGUCCAUUUGCGUUGAAGAUCCUGCUGGCACGCCAGCAUCGCUCAAAGACCCGCGCAAAGGCGUGAAGCUCAAGGCGGCUGAUAUCAUUGCCCUCACAAACGAGUUCCUUAUUUCGCGUCCUGAGCCUGCGCCCUCCUUCCAGUCGUACAAACUACCUGAUCCGCAGAAUGCUGGGUACGACAAGUCUGAAUUGGAUGAUUCCUUUAUUGGCAUGUCCGGCGGGGACAUCUUCCACGAAAUGAUGCUCCGACACGGCGUCAAGACCGUUUUUGGCUACCCUGGUGGUGCGAUCUUGCCUGUAUUUGACGCUAUUCACAAUUCGAAAUACUUUGACUUUGUGCUUCCGCGACGCGAGGAUGGUGCGGGGCAUAUGGCCGAGGGCUAUGCGCGCGCGAGCGGCAAGCCCGGUGUCGUCAUUGUGACUAGUGGUCCUGGCGCGACGAAUGUUGUUACGCCAAUGCAGGAUGCAAUGAGCGACGGUGUGCCUCUAAUUGUGUUUUGUGGCCAGGUCGCUACUUCCGCGAUUGGCUCCGACAGCUUCCAGGAAGCAGAUAUGGUUGGCAUUAGCCGCAGCUGCACGAAAUGGAACGUGAUGGUAAAAGAUGUCGCCGAAAUUCCACGCCGUAUUAACGAGGCGUUCAAAAUUGCAACAAGCGGUCGUCCAGGCCCCGUUUUGGUUGACCUGCCCAAAGAUGUAACUGCAGGUGUAUUAAAAAACCCGAUCCCCCGCACUAGCACGCAACCGAAUUUGUCCCUCAUGCCGAGUCGUGAGACGGCGAUGCAGCAGCGCCGAUCCGUGAAAAGCUCGCAGCCACUUGUAUGCGACCAGCAACCCUUGCUAGCAAAGGCAGCACACCUCAUAAGCAUUGCCAAGCGGCCUAUUAUCUACGCAGGCCACGGUAUCUUGCUCGACCCUCAAGGCCCCGAGCUCCUCCGCGAGCUUGCCGAGACGUACCAGAUUCCUGUCACCACAACCUUACACGCCCUCGGUGCAUUUGACGAGAUGAAAUCGCUUAGUCUUCACAUGCUCGGUAUGCAUGGCUCCGCCUACGCGAAUCUGUCCAUGCAGAACGCAGACUUGAUCAUUGCACUUGGCGCGCGCUUUGACGACCGUGUUACUGGCCGUCUCGACCGCUUUGCGCCGGCUGCGCAUGCCGCCGCGGAACAGGGCACAGGCGGUAUUAUCCACUUUGAAGUGAUGCCCAAAAAUAUCAACAAGGUCGUUCAGGCGACUGUUGCCAUUGAAGGCGACGUCACGAAAAAUUUGCGCCAACUGUUUGCGGAGAUGGGCAGCUGCGCGGACCAUAGCGAAUGGCUCGAACAGAUCCGUGUUUGGAAAGAGGAGUUCCCGUUCUUCUACGACGCAUCGGACCCCUCCAAAGGCGAGCUGCUCAAGCCGCAGGAGGUAGUCGAGGCGCUUGACCAAGCCGUUGCGGACAGAAAAGAACAAGUGAUUAUUACCGCCGGUGUUGGCCAGCACCAAAUGUGGGCUGCACAGCACUACCGCUGGCGCCACCCCCGCUCGUUUAUUUCCAGCGGUGGUCUUGGCACAAUGGGCUUUGGACUCCCGUCGUGCAUUGGCGCCAAGGUGGCGAUGCCUGAUAAGAUGGUGUUUGACAUUGACGGUGACGCAAGUUUUAGCAUGACAGCCAUGGAACUAGCCACGGCUGCGCAGUACAACAUCGGCGUCAAAGUAUUGGUUUUGAAUAACGAGUUCCAGGGUAUGGUGUUGCAAUGGCAAGAUCUUUUCUAUAACCGCCGCUACUCCCACACGGAAAUGCACAACCCCGAUUUCGUCAAGCUGGCCGAGAGUAUGGGCGUCAAGGCCAUUCGAUGCGAAUUGCUUGACGAUUUGCCCGCUAAAAUGAAGGAGUUUGUCGAGUACGACAACAACAAGCCGAUACUUUUCGAGGCGCGUGUAGUAAAGAGCGAGCAUGUGUUCCCCAUGGUCGCCGCUGGCAAAGCACUGGACGAGCAGCUUGUGCACCCCUCGCUGAACAAGCCCAACUCUGCGCCGCGGUUUGCCCCUUUGCCGUAG